This is a messenger RNA of Beta vulgaris subsp. vulgaris (sugar beet), 1170 nucleotides long. RefSeq lists its product as uncharacterized. The record is from RefSeq and is a predicted model, not a curated record. The transcript has a single exon. The coding region runs from base 1 to 1170 and encodes 389 amino acids. Lineage: Eukaryota; Viridiplantae; Streptophyta; Magnoliopsida; Caryophyllales; Amaranthaceae.
AUGGGAAAUCUUUAUCAAAAUUUGUGUCCUAGCUGGUGUUUUACUACCAAUAGUAGUACUGUGGAUAAAGGUAGAAUUGUGCUGGCUUGGCUUCCUAGUGCAUUUUCUGUGGAUGUGGUGUUUAUGUCGACUCAAAUGAUUCAUUGCAGAGUUUCACCUAUGGGACAUCUCCCUAGUUUCUUUUGUUCUUUUGUCUUUGGCUCUAAUGAUAGGAAUGAAAGAGAGGAAUUAUGGGAGGCUUUGAGGAGACACAGAACCACUGAACCUUGGGUGAUUCUAGGUGAUUUUAAUGUGGUUGUGAAUUUGGAUGAAAGGAUUGGAUCUACUGUCAGGUUGCAUGAGGUGCAAGGCUUUAGAGAUUGUGUUCAAUUUUGUGGGGUCAAUGACAUUAAGCAGGCUGGAAGAUUCUUCACUUGGAAUAGUAAACAAGAAGGGUUUCAGAGGGUGUUUUCAAAGAUUGAUAGGGUGAUGGCUAAUAAUGAAUGGCUGGAAGCUUUUGAAAAUGGGUUGGUUACUUAUCUUCCGGAUGGUGAAUAUGAUCAUUGUCCAGGGGUUCUUUGUAUACACAAAGAAAGUAGUAGGAAAAAACCUUUUAGGUUUUUCAAUAUGUGGGUAUAUGGGGAUGGUUUUAUGGAGUUCGUAAAGGAUGUGUGGCAGAGACCUGUGAAUGGGUGUAAGAUGUUCCAAGUUACCCAGAAGUUGAAGAUCAUGAAAGCAGAAUUGAAGAAGUUUAAUAGAGAAGGUUUUUCUGACAUCCAAGCUCAAGCUCAUCAUGCUUAUAACCAGAUGAUUAUGAAGCAGAAUAUUGCUCAUGAGCAAUUAAGGGAAGUUGCUAGUAUUGAGGAGGAAAGGAAAGCUACUGAGGAUUCUAAAAGGGCUCAAGCUAGAUAUUUGAGCUUCUUAAAACAGAAGGCUAAAGAAAGAUGGAUAGAGAAAGGGGAUGAUAACACAAAACUCUUCCAUCAAUCUAUUAAGGCCAGGAGACAGCAAAACAAGAUUUAUGCCAUUCUAGAUAAUGAGGGUCAAUGGCUUAAUGAAGAGCAUCAGAUCAAGGAAGCUUUUGUCUCUUUUUAUGAUGGUAAACUGGGUACUAAAAUGGGUGAAAGGUGUACUAUUCAUCAGCAGAUUAUUAGGCACUACUACAAAUAUGUGCAAAAGUAUCACCUAUAA